This is a messenger RNA of Oldenlandia corymbosa var. corymbosa, 2224 nucleotides long. The record is from the annotation of a GenBank genome assembly. NCBI's taxonomy places the organism in Eukaryota, Viridiplantae, Streptophyta, Magnoliopsida, Gentianales, Rubiaceae.
CUCACAACAAACUUCUACUUGAGUGAAAAAAAGAAAAAUGUUUACACAAAAAUACGGUUAAACAGAACGAUAAUAUUUCAUAAUGCUAGACAAAUAUGGAGACUGGACAUACCCAUGACAAAAAUUCUCACUUUAACAAAACGAUUACAUUAAAGGACAAAGGUAUUACAAUAAACCAAAACACUAACUAAAUUCAUCAACUCAAUCAUUCCUUCACCACAAAUAUUACAAUUGAUCUAAACACUAAACAAUACAUCAGCCUAGUCAUUUCUUCCAUUUUCCAGAUUUUCGUUGAUGAACACCGUGCAGAAGCUCCAUUAAUUUUGAUAAAUCAGGACUGCAUACCUCAAUUAUGGUUUGUCAAUUGAGUUGGAGUUUGGUUUCCGCUAACUAAUAUCGGCGCCAAUCGAAUAACAUGAAGCCUUAAUUCGCAACCUUUUCUUCUGAAACAAAAUAAAGCUUGCCGUUCGAAACGUUGAAACAAAAUAAUUUUGUCUCUUGUUAAAAGUUGAAACUCUUACUAAAUAUGAAAAUACAUUUUUUUAAUUUGAAAAAGGACCACUAUCUUGUCAUAUUCUUCCCCACCCAGCUAGGAAAUAUUCAACUCAACUACUAUCUUCUUUGACCAUUAACCCGGUCCACCCGGUCCCCUCUUUCUCCAAUAUAUUCUUCUCCUCUCUCUUCUUAUUUUCUGAUCUCUCUCCAUUUCUUUCCCAUCCAUUCUCUGGAAUGCUCUCCCAUUGAUUUUCCAGUAAUUUAUUGCUUUUUUUUUGGAAUUUUGAAAAAAGAGAAAAAGGAAAAAAAAUGGCUCUGGAUUUUAUGGGACUGGGGUCUAAAAUGAAUGAGCAAAUGGCUUUACAAGAAGCUGCUUCUGCUGGGUUGAAAUCCAUGGAGCAUUUGAUCCGGCUAGUCUCCCACCAGCAACAACCCGACUGCCGGGAACUUGCUGAUUCCACCGUCUCCAAGUUUACCAGAGCUGUUUCCGGGUUAACCCGGACGGGUCAUGCUCGGUUCCGGCGUGGACCCGUCGUGAAUCAAGCUCCGGCGACUUCCAGUUCUCAUUCACCCCCGCCACCGGUGCCUGUUCCUCCUCCUAGCUCCCUUUUUCCUCACGACUUGAAUCUUGCUCCGGCUCCGGCGGCGACCCAAUCUCCGGCGCUGACUUUUCAGCCGCAGUCGUUGACCCUUGAUUUUACAAAGCCGAACCUGGUGGCGGCCGGCAACGACCGGAAAAUGAAGGGAUACGAGGUGGGUCCGACGGAUUGCUUCAGUAUUUCCCCGCCGGUGUCUACAUCGAUGAACUCGUCGUCGUUCAUGUCGUCGAUCACCGGAGAGGGGAGCGUGUCAAACGGGAAGCCGGGGACUUCGUCAAUGUUCAUAACUCCGGCUCCGACUGUUUCGGCCGGAAAGCCGCCGAUUGCUUCGAGAAAGUGUCGCGACCACGAUCACUCCAACAGCCUCUCUGGCCGGACCUCUGGCUCCGGUUCCGGCAAGUGCCAUUGCAAGAAGAGGAAAUCUAGAGUUAAGACAACUAUAAGGGUCCCAGCGAUCAGUUCAAAAAUAGCUGAUAUUCCACCAGAUGAGUAUUCAUGGAGAAAGUAUGGUCAAAAACCAAUCAAGGGCUCACCUUACCCACGGGGUUAUUAUAAAUGUAGUACAGUAAGAGGAUGCCCAGCAAGGAAGCACGUGGAGAGGGCAACAGAUGAUCCGACGAUGCUGAUUGUGACUUACGAAGGGGAGCACCGUCAUAUCCAAGGCGCGUCGCAGGCUAGUAGUUCCAAUUUUAGUGCUGGAGCAAGUGCGGGUACUUUAAUGGUAUUCGAACCGACCCGACAAACUGAGUAGGAUAUAUAUAUAUAAUAUAGAUAUUCCAAACCCUUUGAUGCUGACGUGGGAGCUUAGGGUAGGGUAAUUUGCUUUAUUCGAUGUACAUGGUUUAGUAAUUCGAGAUCGGGAAUUUAGGCCUAAUUUGUAAUGUGUUCUUUUUUUUUUAACUGAUACCAAUUGAAGGUGUUUUUUUUUUUUUUGUGGGGGUUGAAUUUUGCAAAUUAUACUGUCAUGCUUUGAGUGAAUAAAUUCUAAUUCUGCCAAAAAUUUGUGCAGAGCAUUUUUUUUUCUCUUUUUUGUAUUUUAAAUGUCGAAUUAAAAGAUUAAUGAAUUAUUCCUAGUUAUUACCAUUUAGAACUUGAGGACUGUCAACCUGAGUCAAGUCCAAUUAGUUAAG